UGUUAUGUGGAAAUGUCGCAAACUGCAAACAAAGAUGCGCUAUUUCUAACAAUGUGCCAGCGCUGAAUGCAGACUGCUUCUGGACAAGAUGCAACAGUCCUGUCGAUCCAUCUAGGAGGUCUACCAAGCACCAUGUCAGGGAUAUCAGACGGGAAAAAGAAGUGGGCAGCAGUCAGGGACCGCCUGGGCUCCUCUCAGGACUCCGACACGCAGCAGGAGGCCAACCUGGAGAGCGCCGAUCCUGAGCUGUGCAUCAGAUUGCUGCAGGUCCCCACUGUGGUAAACUACUCGGGGCUGAAGCGUCGCCUGGAAGGCAGCGACCAGACAUGGAUGGUCCAGUUUCUGGAGCUGAGCGGCUUGGAUCUGCUCCUGGAAGCCCUGGACCGGCUCUCGGGCCGUGGGUGCUCCCGCAUCGCGGAUGCCUUAUUGCAGCUCACGUGCGUCAGCUGUGUCCGAGCGGUAAUGAACUCAUCAGCAGGGAUCCACUUCAUCAUAGAAAACGAGGGAUACAUUCGGAAGCUCUCGCAAGCCUUGGACACUUCAAACAUCAUGGUGAAAAAGCAGGUGUUUGAGCUCCUCGCAGCCCUCAGCAUCUUCUCUGCAGAAGGUCACCGUUUGGCUCUGGAUGCUCUGGAUCAUUACAAGGGCUUGAAGACACGGCAGUAUCGCUUCAGCGUCAUCAUGAACGAGCUGCAGGCCACAGAUAACGUCCCUUACAUGGUCACGCUCCUCAGCGUCAUCAACGCCCUCAUCUUUGGCACGGAUGACCUGAGACACAGAGAUAAAAUGAGAAAGGAGUUUAUUGGCCUCCGGUUGCUUGACAUUCUGCCCAAAUUAAGGUAA
Girardinichthys multiradiatus is the source of this 843-nucleotide messenger RNA. RefSeq names its product inverted formin 2 (gene inf2). Gene Ontology annotation, molecular function: actin binding; small GTPase binding. NCBI's taxonomy places the organism in Eukaryota, Metazoa, Chordata, Actinopteri, Cyprinodontiformes, Goodeidae. The coding region runs from base 67 to 843 and encodes 258 amino acids. Gene Ontology annotation, biological process: actin cytoskeleton organization. The transcript is spliced from 5 exons. The record is from RefSeq and is a predicted model, not a curated record.